This is a messenger RNA of Myxozyma melibiosi, 2475 nucleotides long. RefSeq lists its product as uncharacterized. The transcript has a single exon. Gene Ontology annotation, molecular function: protein binding. Bases 164 to 2038 code for a protein of 624 amino acids. NCBI's taxonomy places the organism in Eukaryota, Fungi, Ascomycota, Lipomycetes, Lipomycetales, Lipomycetaceae. The record is from RefSeq and is a predicted model, not a curated record.
CCGGGUACCAGCAGCCGUUUGGCCCGCUAAACUCAGCUGUUCUGUUCUUCCUUCGCGCACCUGCAGGACAUUUCUUUUGCUCGACACUUCUCUUUCCUGCCCUCUCUUCCUUGCUUCCUGCAGCACUACCUCCCUCGUCCUGGCACCAUCGACAACACUGGCCAUGUCUGUGCCGUCUGCUAUCGAUCGCCGCUCUUUCAAUGCCUCCCCCGCGGCUGGGCUCCGUGUGGGCCACAGGAGAGACAGCCCUUCGAUUUCCGCGCCCUCUUCGCCUGUUCAGCUCCCGCUCGCCUCGUCCUCCAGCAUGACCUUCUCCGAGAGCGCACCCGUCCCCUCCGCGCAGCCCAACCGUCUGUCUGUCUAUCCGAUGCUGCCUGGCUCGCGCUCGUCUGUCUCGCUCUACGGCUCCGGCGGCGGUCAGCAGCGGCCGGUCUCGAGCUACCACGGCCGCACGCCGUCUGUUGCGCCCCCUGCAAGUUUCGACCAGGCGCAUCUCAUUGGCUCUCUUGGAGCUGCAGGCCAGCACGCACUGGUCGCACACGACAAGACUCUCGAGCUCUACCGAGCAAACGCAAAGCGCACGAACGAUCCGACCGUGCAGUUUGAAUUCGCGCAGUUCCUCAUCCGAUCUGCGCUCACCAUCCCGUUAAACCCCGACGGCAGCAGCACCACCAGUGGCAAGCCGUCUUCUUCUUCUUCUCCACACGAACCCAUUGAUCGCCCUCCCUCUGCAGGCUCGUUGCAUGGUCUGCCAAACGGACUCGGUCGACAGCCUCUUCACAAAUCUCAGAGCUCAAUGUCAGCGACCUCGCAGAGCAGUAGCGGCUCGAUCCACAGCGCACCGUCGAUGUUCACCGCCGACGAGUCAACGUCGACGCCAAUGACGUCGAUGGCGAGUUCGUCUACUGCUGCGACGGGCAUGACGAGAUCGCAGUCUGACGGACUCUCGAACCCGUCGUCGCUGCCAAUUGAUCCGGCCAAGAAGCGCGAGAAGCUGCUGCGCGAGGCGGCGGCCGUGCUGCGGAAACUCGCCGAUCGGAGUCACCCCGAUGCACAGUAUCUUUUGGCGGACGCCCUAUCGUCUGGUCUUCUUGGCCGUCGUGACCUGCGUGAGGCGUUUGUGUUGUUUGUUUCGGCUACAAAGCACGGUCAUUCGGAGGCGGCCUACCGAGCAGCGCUGUGCUACGAGGAAGGAUGGGGCACUGCGACCGAUGUUCGGAAAGCGGUGCAGUUUUUGCGCGUGGCGGCGGCCAAGAACCAUCCUGGUGCGAUGCUGAAACUCGGAGUUGCGUGCUAUUACAAUCAGCUCGGUCUUGCGCACAAGCAACGCGACGGUGUGAGAUGGCUGUCGCGCGCUGCGGAGACCGCGAACGAGAUCUUCCCGCAGGCGCCUUAUGAGCUUGCAGGGAUUUACGAGAAGGGAUUUUUGGAUAUCAUUAUUCCCGAUGAAGCAUAUGCUGCGCAGCUGUAUGUCAAAUCCGCUGAACUCGGAUAUGCGCCCGCAGCUACUCGCCUGGGGUACGCCUACGAAAACGGGAUCUUGACGUGUCCUCAGGAUCCUGCAUUGUCAGUACAUUAUUACACCAUCGCCGCGUUGGCCGGAGAUCCACAAGCCAUGCUGUCGCUGUGCGCAUGGUACAUGGUCGGCGCGCCGUCGGUGCUCGAGCGCAACGAGGAAGAAGCAUUUGAGUGGGCGCGCAAGGCGGCCGAAGUGGGUCUUCCCAAGGCGAUGUUUGCCGUGGGACAUUUCUGCGAGGCCGGAGUCGGCACGAAGCGCGACAUGCUCGAGGCGAAUGUGUGGUAUACACGCGCGGCAGAGCAUGGCGAGGAGCGCGCGACGACGAGGUUGAACGUGCUCAACGGGCGGAACGCGAAUGCGCAGGGCAAAGAGGGUGAGAAGAAGAAGAAGAAGGAGAGGAAGGCGAAGGAUAAGGAGAACGCGACGGUCGCCGCGCCGGCGGCUGCUGCUUCUACGGGGGCGAAAACUCAAGGGCAGAAGGAGAAGGAGGCUGAUAACAAGGACUGUGUUAUUAUGUGAUGAUGCUCAUAACCGGAUGAUCCUUUAUGCAUGGUUCGAGUUGGUGUUUUCUAUUUUUUUUCUUGUUAUUAUAAUUUUCCAGGUCACUAAAAUGUCUAUAAUUAUGUGCUUUUUGUUGGGUUUGUCACACUGCUUUUUUUCACAACAUUCUUUUGUUUUCAAAUUGCAUGUAUUCGUUCUCCGGUAUUUUUUGGGCUUGUGAAAAAAAGACAUGGAAGUACGUCUUCAUUUCAUAUCUCUUUCUAAUGUUUUUUUGGGUUGUCGUCAAGUAUAUAUAUUGUUAAUCAAUAAUGGGAAUGAAUCACUUCCGGGAACGAACAAAACUAAUGUAUUGGUUGGUUGAUUUUUUUGUCAAUCGGUGCAGAGCGACGGGAGAUGAGAUCGCUCGCGAGGAUGGGUGGUUUGUGGGGUGGAAGUGGAAGUUGCUACGCGUUGUA